Molecule: messenger RNA, 1266 nt
Organism: Fusarium coffeatum
Lineage: Eukaryota; Fungi; Ascomycota; Sordariomycetes; Hypocreales; Nectriaceae
Exons: 3
Coding region: 1-1266 (421 amino acids)
Biological process (GO): protein localization to cell surface; attachment of GPI anchor to protein
Cellular component (GO): GPI-anchor transamidase complex; membrane
Source: RefSeq, a predicted model, not a curated record
AUGACAUUGCGAGGCAAAGCCAGCGUUUUCGCCGGUGCUGCCCUGCUCCGACUCAUUCUCUUUCUUGCAUUUCCAGGCCUCCCCGAUCUACUAACCGGUCGCGUCGAGAUAUCAACCCCCGUCACAAGCUUCAAGCGCUUACAGGAGGGUCUCUUCUUAUAUACGAAUAAUGUUUCUCCAUACGAAGGUGGUGUCUUCCACCAGGCGCCACUGCUGUUGCCUUUGUUCUCUCUACUCCCCGAUGUAAAGAGCUGGCCCAUCUUCACUCAUCUACUUUACAUCGCCGUCGACCUCCUGAGCGCCGAUGCUCUUUACAAGAUUGCCGACUCAGGGGUGGCGAGCAACUCGAGGUUGUUCCAAUCGCCGCGCCGUGCGAAUAGGUUUGGCAGUGCUGCAAUUGCUACUGGCUUCUUGUUCAACCCAUACACCAUUGCGACAUGUAUCGGACGAUCAACAGGCGUCUUCACCAACUGCGCUAUUCUUCUAGCCAUCACCAAGGCUAUUCAAGGCUCUCCCUUCAACGCCAUGGUCGCUCUAUCGUUCGCCUCUUAUCUGUCGAUGUAUCCUAUCCUUCUCCUGCCCCCGGUCAUUCUCCUUGCAUAUGACUGUCAACUUGAGAAGCGCCGGGUUGCAUCGUCUGUCAAGUUUGCCGCUACCAACGUAGCUGUUGUUUUUGGCUGCAUUGUGUCAUUGUUGGGCAUGUCCUUCUUGCUUGCCAACAACUCCUGGGAGUUCCUCGCUCGCACAUACGGCAUUCAGUUGACCUUGUCGGACCUGACACCCAAUGUUGGCUUGUGGUGGUACUUCUUCAUUGAGAUGUUUGACUCCUUCAGAGCCUUCUUCCUGGGUGUUUUCUGGCUGCAUCUCGCAUCUUAUCCCGCGGCGCUCUCUAUUCGUCUGCGCCCCCAGCCAUUGGCUGUGUUGGUCAUUCUUCUGGGUACUUUCUCCAUCUUCAAGCCCUAUCCUUCGCUUGCAGAUGCCAGUCUGUUUCUGUCUACAGUUCCGCUCUUCCGACAUGUUUUUCCACUCAUGCGGUAUGCUUUCGUCACUACAUCGACGCUGCUGUAUGCAACAUUCCUUGGGCCAGCCUUCUACCAUCUCUGGAUCUAUGCAGGAAGUGGCAACGCCAAUUUCUUCUAUGCCAUCACGCUUGUGUGGAGUCUUGGUCAGAGUCUACUAGUUACAGAUCUUACUUUUGCGGUGUUGAGAGACGAGUGGGAGAUUGAACGCCCUGAGAUGGUGGGCAAAGAGAUCAGACAGAUAUAA